GAGAACGCAGGCAGAAGAGGUUGGGGAUCAUCAUCAAUGCUGCCGGGAUCUCCUCUCCACCCAGCUCCUGCCAAUUGAAUCCGCCGGCGCUACCUUCGAUCGAGGUUUGCUCGAGGCCGCAGCGCUCCGGCACUGCCAUGAGAGGAUGACCCCCGCGCAGGAUCCGUUCUACAUCGUCAAGGACGAGAUCCAGGACUCGAUUGACAAAGUGCAAGAUACUUUCAACCAAUGGAAGCAGACGCCUGAAAAUACUGGAGAGUAUGUGCAUCUGACCAAAGAACUAUUAACCAGUUGUGAAAGUAUCCAAUGGCAGGUGGAUGAAUUGGAGAAGGCAAUUUCAGUUGCUGAGAGAGAUCCUGCAUACUAUGGACUUAAUGAUGCUGAAAUCAGGAGAAGAAGAAGCUGGACUAGCACUGCACGUAACCAGGUGCUCUCUUUAAGGCGGAAUGUUGAAGCUGGAAGGCAAAAGACUUUGUUUGGACAUUCAACCAACGCCUCUGAAUCCAUCAGAUCCAAGAAGCACAUUUCACAAGAUAAUGAUGAAUUCAUUGCUUCGGAAUCUGAUCAGCAGAUGCUCCUGAUAAAGCGCCAAGAUGAGGAGUUGGAUGCACUUAGUGCUAGUGUCCAGCGAAUUGGCGGUGUAGGUCUCACUAUACAUGAUGAGCUUGUCGGGCAGGAGAAGCUUUUGGGUGAGCUGAGCCUCGAUAUGGAAACUACUUCAAAUCGUCUUGACUUUGUGCAGAAAAGAGUGGCUAUGGUCAUGAAGAAGGCCAGCUUGAAGGGACAGAUCAUGAUGAUCGCAUUCCUAGUGAUUCUUUUCAUCAUUCUUUUCGUUUUGGAGGAGGAGGCGAGGAUGUCGCACCGGAAGUUCGAGCACCCGAGGCACGGUUCCCUCGGCUUCCUCCCGAGGAAGCGCUGCUCCCGCCACCGUGGCAAGGUGAAGUCCUUCCCCAGGGAUAACCCCACGAAACCAUGCCACCUCACUGCUUUCCUUGGCUACAAGGCUGGAAUGACGCACAUUGUGCGUGAGGUUGAGAAGCCUGGAUCCAAACUCCACAAGAAGGAAACCUGUGAGGCUGUCACCAUCAUUGAAACUCCUCCUCUUGUUAUUGUUGGGCUUGUGGCAUAUGUGAAGACUCCUCGUGGCCUCCGGACCCUCAACUCUGUGUGGGCUCAGCAUCUUAGCGAGGAAGUGAGGAGAAGGUUCUACAAGAACUGGUGCAAGAGCAAGAAGAAGGCUUUCACCAAGUAUGCUCUCAAGUUCGACAGUGAUGCUGGCAAGAAGGAAAUUCAGCUGCAGCUUGAGAAGAUGAAGAAGUAUGCUUCUGUGAUCCGUGUGAUCGCCCAUACCCAGAUCAGGAAGAUGAAGGGUUUGAAGCAGAAGAAGGCUCACCUCAUGGAGAUCCAGGUCAAUGGUGGUACCAUUGCUGACAAGGUGGACUAUGGCUACAAGUUCUUUGAGAAGGAGGUCCCCGUUGAUGCUGUAUUCCAGAAGGAUGAGAUGAUUGACAUCAUUGGUGUGACCAAGGGUAAGGGUUACGAGGGUGUGGUCACUCGUUGGGGUGUCACCCGCCUUCCACGCAAGACCCACAGGGGUCUCCGCAAGGUUGCCUGUAUUGGUGCCUGGCAUCCGGCUAGGGUCUCCUACACUGUUGCCCGUGCUGGUCAGAACGGAUACCACCACCGUACUGAGAUGAACAAGAAGGUUUACAAGAUUGGCAAGUCUGGACAGGAGAGCCAUGAUGCCUCCACCGAGUUUGACAGGACUGAGAAGGACAUCACUCCCAUGGGUGGCUUCCCCCACUACGGUAUCGUCAAGGGUGACUACCUGAUGAUCAAGGGUUGCUGCGUCGGCCCCAAGAAGAGAGUGGUGACCCUCCGCCAGUCCCUCCUGAAGCAGACCUCGCGGCUCGCCCUGGAGGAGAUCAAGCUCAAGUUCGUCGACACCUCGUCCAAGUUUGGCCAUGGGCGCUUCCAGACCACUGAGGAGAAGCAGAGGUUCUAUGGCAAGCUCAAGGCCUAAGCUGCUGCUUGUUCUCACCGCGGAAGUCCUAAAUUGUCACCUGAUACUAGUUCCUCCCUUGUUUCCUGUGGUACUAAGUUUUGUAGCAGAUGUUUGAGAACCUGUUCCCAAGUUAUCUGUGGAUUCGCCAUCUGUGCUCGAAACCUGUUUGUGCGAUUUUGCUAGUUGGAAUGCCUCCUGGAACAUCUGAUUGCAAUUGUGGGCGACUGCCUAGUUUCAAUCGUUCGGGAUUCUUUGUUCCUAAAAAAUGGUGCUUUCAUUGUA
Setaria italica (foxtail millet) is the source of this 2287-nucleotide messenger RNA. Its product is annotated as 60S ribosomal protein L3. Bases 146 to 2023 code for a protein of 625 amino acids. The record is from RefSeq and is a predicted model, not a curated record. Gene Ontology annotation, biological process: translation; ribosomal large subunit assembly; Golgi vesicle transport. Gene Ontology annotation, cellular component: membrane; cytosolic large ribosomal subunit; ribosome. Gene Ontology annotation, molecular function: structural constituent of ribosome; RNA binding. NCBI's taxonomy places the organism in Eukaryota, Viridiplantae, Streptophyta, Magnoliopsida, Poales, Poaceae. The transcript is spliced from 12 exons.